Haemonchus placei is the source of this 981-nucleotide messenger RNA. NCBI's taxonomy places the organism in Eukaryota, Metazoa, Nematoda, Chromadorea, Rhabditida, Trichostrongylidae. The record is from the annotation of a GenBank genome assembly.
AUGUACAUAUUCAUAAGAGCUCUUGAACAAACAACUAUUGUUACCGAACCGUUUUCACCAGUAGAUGUCUCUGCGGGCUAUUCACUCGACGUUAGCAUGGCGAAACUUGGCUUUUGUAUAGCUACGAUCUCUUUGUUGCUCAUAGCAGUUGCAAUUCUGCAAUCGACUGAUCCCCAUGAAUCAUUCGAUGCAAAACAUGACAAUGACACUCGAUUCGUGCGAGAGAACAUUCAGCUGAUUUACAAUGGUACUUACCUGUUUGGGGACGAUGCCAAAUAUGCAACAAUCCAACCAGCCAUGGCCGACGCGUGGUUGAUAGCCAUAGACCGCGGUAUGGAACGAUAUAAUUAUGGAAGCUCACUCGACAACUUUUGCUGGAAUCGUACGGAACUACCAGGAAAUGUAACCUUCCCAUCGCUAUUUCGAUCCAGCCAGCUAUUCGUCAGUGUGCAGGUUCCUAUGCGUGUUGCUGUACUUCUAAGCCUUGUUCAUCGUUUGGUCCUUCUUCCGGCAACAAUCCAUCAAUGUUCUCUAAGCAUACCGUUGUUGCUCAUCAUAGUUCCUCUGGCGAUCUUCAUCGAGUUUCUACAUCUCACCGGCAUGUCCACAAUGUUCACUAUUCACAUGUGGCAGGACAAUCAAAAUUCAUAUCUUACUGGGAUUGCCCUCACUAUAGCUAUUGUUACAUUGGUUGUCAAGAUGGUCUUCUUGAGUGGAAUCAAGAGGUAUUCGGUGACUACGUUAUGCCGACUGGGAAUUGCUGUUGCGACGCUUUUCAUAGGUCGAUCAGUAUUGACUAACUGGCAGAAUUUUGUCGCUUAUCCAUUUUGCGAUCAAAUGGUUUCCCCCAUGGUAGCCAUGUCGGAAUGGCUUUUCGUGCUAAUGAUGAUAGCCAGCUAUGCACUAGAUUUGGUCGAUGGACGGUCGCUACGAUUUAUGAUUGAUGAGUUCGCCGAGGAAACACCUUUCUAUACCUUCUGA